Molecule: messenger RNA, 5599 nt
Organism: Gadus morhua (Atlantic cod)
Lineage: Eukaryota; Metazoa; Chordata; Actinopteri; Gadiformes; Gadidae
Gene: scube3
Product: signal peptide, CUB domain, EGF-like 3
Exons: 23
Coding region: 307-3345 (1012 amino acids)
Biological process (GO): signal transduction
Cellular component (GO): cell surface
Molecular function (GO): calcium ion binding
Source: RefSeq, a predicted model, not a curated record
CUCUCUCCCACUCCCUCUCUCUCACACUGCCUUUCUUGAAUUGACAUUGGUCGGGGUCGAACAUGACUACAGAGGAGAGUUCCUUGGCUGCUGCACGUUUCACGGACCAUCUUCAAAUCCUACAGAUCACUUGAAACUUAAAAAGCAGGCAAGAAAAGCUAAAAGGACCGCGAAUAUCUAACGGGAGUAACACGGAUUCUUCUUUUUUUGUGCACACUCUCUCGAGCAACCCCGUGUGCUUUUCGUGCUCUCCGUCGCAUAGUAGCCGCUGGUGAACUAUUAGCGUCCUAGUACAGUUAAAGCAACAUGUAUGUGCACGCUAUGAUCCACCUUGGAUUGGUCGCUUUCUGCUGGCUCUCUUGUGCUCGAGCUUCAGGAAGUAAAACCUCUCAAGAUGUAGAUGAGUGUGCGGAGGCGCUGGACAACUGCAGCAUCGACGCCAUCUGCCAGAACACCCUCAAGUCAUACAAAUGUAUCUGCAAGUCAGGAUACAAGGGCGACGGCAAGCACUGUGAAGAUUUAGAUGAAUGUGCCACAGAGUACAACGGAGGCUGUGUCCAUGACUGCAUCAACAUCCCGGGGAACUACAGAUGUACGUGUUAUGACGGCUUCCGUCUGGCCCACGACGGACACAACUGCCUAGAUGUGGACGAGUGUGCGGAGGGCAACGGGGGAUGCCAGCAGAUCUGCGUCAACAUGAUGGGCAGCUACGAGUGCCGCUGCCGGGAGGGAUUCUUCCUGAGCGACAACCAGCACACCUGCAUCCAGAGGCCCAAAGCACGGCCUGAUGGUAGCCCAAAGGAGGGCCCCACCUGCAUGGACAAGAACCACGGCUGUGCGCACAUCUGCCGCGAGUCCCAGAAGGGAGGCAUCUCCUGCGAGUGCCGGCCCGGGUUCCAGCUCACCCGCAACAUGAAGGACUGCAAAUUGACCUGUAACUAUGGCAACGGGGGCUGCCAGCACAUCUGUGAGGAGACGGACCACGGCCCCCGCUGCUCAUGCCACAUGAAGUUCGUCCUGCACCUCGACGGAAAGACUUGUGUAGGGGAGAGGAGCGUCCAAUCCAUGGCAGCCCCACAGCUGUUCCCCAAUGAGACGUGUGCAGUGAACAAUGGCGGCUGUGAUAGCACGUGUCACGACGCCGUGGCCGGGGUCCGCUGCAGCUGUCCGGUGGGAUUCACCCUGCAGCCCGACCGCAAGAGCUGCAAAGACAACGACGAGUGCCGGCUCAACAACGGCGGCUGCGACCACGUGUGUCGCAACACGGUGGGCAGCUUCGAGUGCAGCUGCAAGAAGGGCUACAAGCUGCUGACCAACGAGAGGACCUGUCAAGACAUUGACGAAUGUUCUUUUGACAGAGCCUGCGACCAUUCCUGUGUCAACUCUGCAGGCAGCUUCCAGUGCCUGUGUCAUAAAGGCCACGUCCUCUACGGCCUGGCCCACUGCGGAGAUAUUGACGAGUGCAGUAUAAAUCGAGGGGGCUGCAAGUUCGGCUGCGUCAACACGCUUGGCGGCUACGAGUGUACCUGUCCGCCAGGAUUCAAGCUGCACUGGAACAGGAAAGACUGCAUUGAGCUGGUGAAAUGUCCCGCGGGUCUCCUGGCUCCGAAGGCGACACUGACCUGUAGCAAGGCGGGCAGGAAGGAGAGCUGUUCUCUCACCUGUUCCUCUAAGGCGCAUUACCUAUCAGAGUCAGACAGCAGCUACUCAGUAAGUUGUGGCAUCCCCAUCGUCAGAGGAAAGUCUUCUUCCAGGCUCAAUGCCAGCAACAGUCAGAGCUGCAUAGAGACUCUGGCGCCGCCGGUGAAGCAGACGGCGUCCUUCAAGAUCAAGGACGCCAAGUGUCACCUCCACCCCAAGCUGACAGGCCGCACGGAGGACCGGGGCCGCACCCAGGGGCCCGGUGGUGGGCAGCCCUGCAGCAACUGUCUGGUGACCUUCGUCAACCUCAAGUGCGACUCGUCCAAGAAGACCAAGGGGCGUCGCGCCCGCAACCCCUCCAACAAGGAGGUGACCCGCAUCACCCUGGAGCUGGAGGCCGAGGUCAAGGCCGGGGACACCACAGGGAGCUGCAACCUGAGCUGCCUGCGGCAGCGCAUGGAGAAGCAGGUGAAGACAUACAUCAAGGCCCUGAAGAAGUCCAUCAACCAGGAGCGCUUCCUGAUCCGCGUGGCGGGGCUGGAGUACGAGGUGGCCCAGAAGCUGCCCCAGGCCGCCACCAGCCUGGAGAAUUGCGGGCCGGGCCGCGAGAGGGACAACGGGCGCUGUGUCAGGUGCAUGUCCGGCUCCUACUACCAGGGCGAGCAGGAGCGCUGCGUCCAGUGCCCGCCCGGGACCUUCCAGGAAAGGGAGGGCCAGCUGGCCUGUGACCUCUGCCCCGGGAGUGACGGCCACGGGCCAACCGGAGCCCGCAACAUCUCCUCCUGCGCAGGCCAGUGUCCCACGGGGUCCUUCUCCAGCGAUGGCUUCAAGCCCUGCCAGCCGUGUCCCUUGGGCAUGUACCAGCCGGACCUGGGCCGCACGCUGUGCUUCCCCUGCGGAGGGGGCCUGGGCACCAAGAGGGAGGGCGCCAGCUCCUUCCACGACUGUGAGGUCAAAGUCCAGUGCUCCCCCGGCCACUACUACAACACCACCGUGCACCGCUGCAUCCGCUGCCCGCAGGGGACCUACCAGACGGAGUUCAGGCAGAACUACUGCAUCUCCUGCCCCGGCAACACCACCACGGACUUUGACGGAGCCACCAGCGUCUCGCAGUGCAAGAACAGAGAAUGCGGUGGAGAGAUGGGUGACUUCACAGGCUACAUCGAGUCCCCCAACUACCCGGGGAACUACCCGGCCAACGUGGAGUGUGUGUGGAACAUCAACCCCCCCAGCAAGAGGAAGAUCCUCAUCGUGGUGCCCGAGAUCUUCCUGCCCUCCGAGGAUGAAUGCGGAGACGUGCUGGUCAUGAGGAAGAACUGGUCGGCCACGUCCAUCACCACCUACGAGACGUGCCAGACGUACGAGCGGCCCAUCGCCUUCACCGCCCGCUCCCGCCGGCUCUGGAUCAGCUUCAAGUCCAACGAGGCCAACAGCGCGCGGGGCUUCCAGAUCCCCUACGUCACCUACGACGAGGACUAUGAGCAGCUGGUGGAGGACAUCGUGAGGGACGGGAGGCUCUACGCCUCGGAGAACCACCAGGAGAUCCUCAAGGAUAAAAAGCUGAUUAAGACUCUUUUCGACGUGCUGGCUCACCCCAACAACUACUUCAAGUACACCCCCCGGGAGUCCAACGAGAUGCUGCCUCGCUCCUUCAUCCGCCUCAUCAGCAGCAAAGUCUCCGCCUUCCUGCGACCAUACAACUGACAACCCCUGCCCCCCCUCCAACCUCUUCCUCCCCCCACCCCCCCCUGACCUCUUCAUCCCCUCACCCCCCAAACCCGCAGGACUUCCAACUCAAACCAUCAUAACCAUGGUAUGCUUAUCUUCCUCCUCCCUGACAUUCGUCAACAACCACAACAACAACAACAACAAGGUUGUGGUUCACUGCCCACAGACGGCUCCAAUGGGGACCUCCAGCCAUGGUUGAGGUCUCCGCUGUGAGUGUGUGGAUGACUGAGCUGAGCAGAUGUUUUUGUGAUGAGGAUGUAUGUGUGUGUGUUUUUUUUUGUUGCCGCCCUGUGGGUUGAAACUACCGAAAAAGGAAAAGACAAACUUUGGCUCCAAGACGGAGUCAAAGGCAACCACCAAAUUACGAUUAUAUCUGUUUCAGUAAUGUGGUAACGUUAGAGGCUUGGUGUGUGUGUGUGUGUGGUUUGUGCGUGUGUAUGUGUGUGUGUAUGUGUGUGUUUGUGUGUGUGUGUAUGUCUGUUGAUGUCCGCGGUUAGUAAUCACAUCCGCAAUCUAUGUUUAUCUGUUGCUAAAACAAGCAGGAUCAGUCGCUAUUCCCCAUGUCCGUUAAGCUCAGCCCUGUUCUGUUGGAGCUCAUGGAGCACUUCUCCAGUUUUGCUGUUAAAACAGUCAUUUAUUUCUGCCCAGAAGGUCCGUCAAGACACACUAUCCGCCCCCCCCUAGAUCCUUCUCCAUAGAUUAUAGAGAUUAUAGGUUCAACAGAAGGGAGAUGAGAACAUUAAAUGCAACACAGUUUCUCUACACAGAAAAAAAUCCAUUUCCUUUUUUGUUCUUUCACAUUUCUUUUUCAUUUCAAUCUUGUAAAUAGUGAAAAUACAUAGACGAGGGUUGAAUCUUUCUUUUAAUCCUAAUUUGCAUCAAGCAUGAUCCCUCCCCCCCCCCCCCCCCCCUGAAAAAACUCUGUCAGCCCCUCUCUUAGCCCCAUCUGAAAUCCUUUUAAUAAAACACUCCCGUUUGCUUUUACUGCAAUUUUUAAUCAGAAUAAAUAAAGCUCUUCCAAAGAAUGGCAGGGGCAGACCAUGUUACAUUCCUGAUGAACAUGAACACUCCUUAAACUAGGCUAUACACCCCAACAUAACUACAUUGCAUGUGAAAUGUGCUUUGGCUGUCAGCGAAUGUAAUUUAGAGUUCUCCCCUUGCUUAGCGUUUUCUACGCAUCAGUCACUGUGGGCAGAGAUUGGAAAAUGAGGAUUUUUUAUAUAUAUAGUGUUACUUAUCUCUUGAAAGAGAAAGUGUCAAGACAGUGUAUUAGAAAUGUAACAUUCCUGAUUCCUGAUGUUUAGAACGUAUUUUGUUUUAAUGUCAAAACCGCGAACAAAACAGGGUAAAAUUGAUGUGCUCGGAAUCCAAAACACUUGAUUUGGGUCUUAGGAAGCUUUCCAGAUAGAUCUGGGCACCAGUGCAAUCAAAUUGUUACUGACAAUUGCAUUGUCACUGACCAAACGACAAUGAUAAAAUAGAAUAAAAACUAUUCUGGAAACUCAACCCCCUAAAUAAAAAUAAAAGAAUAACGAAUUCCUUCCCACCGUUUGCCAUUGAAUAAAUUUCAGCAAGAUGAUACUGGUUUUGUACUUGCUUUGUAAAUAUAAAAAAAAAGUAAUGAUAGUGUAUAGUGUCUCAUACACAAAGGUUUUAGUUGUAGGUAUCUGAACAUCAGGAUGACACAAAGGGAUUGUGACCACAUUGUCAAACACCAGGGGGGGCAAUGUGGAGCUGUGCAGAUCUCCAGUCAUAAGGAAAGUGGAAAUAUUGAUUUAAUUUCACCAUGUGCUCGCCCAGUUGGGCAUUGAUCCCAGCUCAUUGGCAAUCAAUCAAGUAUGUUAUGUGUGGCUCUGGAGUCAAAUACGUUUCCAUCCUUCUAUAGUCGUCCCUCCAUUCCAUUUGUCCUGCAACCUGAUCUUUUUGUCGCCUUUUAGCAAGAGUUUGCUAUGAUGUAUCAUAGAGUUGAUAUUUGCACUUGAAUUGUUAUUGCUCAUGUAAAGAAAUGUCUGGAUUUGUAUUGUCUUUUUAAAUGAAUGAAAUUUGUGUCGUUUUUUUCCAUAGCUCCUUUUGUUCAUAAAAUACUCUCACUCACCAUUUAGUCAGUAGAAAUGAAACACGUAACCUUAUCCAUUGUAAGAGAAAAUAACUGUACAGAGGUUAAUGCAACUGGAAUGUGUACUUGUUACUGUCCAAAACACCAAAAUAAACAAACUGUACUUCAUCUUAA